This is a messenger RNA of Melanaphis sacchari, 5605 nucleotides long. RefSeq lists its product as uncharacterized. The coding region runs from base 227 to 5512 and encodes 1761 amino acids. Gene Ontology annotation, molecular function: protein binding. Lineage: Eukaryota; Metazoa; Arthropoda; Insecta; Hemiptera; Aphididae. The record is from RefSeq and is a predicted model, not a curated record. The transcript has 12 exons.
UUGUAAAGUCGUAUUCUUAUUUUUUAUCGUUGUUUUUAUAAUUAUUAAUAAUAUUUGAAGUUUAAACGUUACAAUUUAUGAUGCUCUUGGCUGGCACUAACUGGUCAUCGCCACAUAAAUUUACGUUUUUCUGAAGACGAUCUGAAUGUCACAAUCUUUUUCUGUUGCACUUCUAUUAAAAAAUUACAAUUUGGUACUCAUCAUACGCCCAUACAAUUAAUAAAACAUGGAACCAUUGAUGCCAUCCGAAGUCGCUCGUUUAGUGUACGGUUAUCUAAAGAAAGAGAAAAAUGAAGAUGCUGCAGAAUGCUUUUUAAAAACAUCUCCUCAUUUGACUGAAUGUUUUCAAAUGUUUAAAGCUAAAAGAAACUUUAAUAUUAAAGUGAAUGGGUUUAAUUUACAUGACAUAUUUGACAAUUUUGGAACCAUGUGUACUAUGAUUGAAGAACGAAUACCUGAAACAUGUGAAUCUAAAACGUUACUUGAGAAACUACAAUAUUUGUUGGAUGCAAACCAUAUUUCAAUGAAAGAAAAUAAAUAUGUUGAGACAAAACUAAAUAUGGUUGACAAAUGUGUUGGUAAUACAGUUAAUACUAAAGAUCAAAGUACAGAUACAACAAUAAAUAUAGAAGCAAAUAAAAGCAUAUCAGAAGAGUUGUUAGAAAUUCCAUCAUUCACUGAGAUAAUUACUAAUAAUGUUUCUAAAACAAAAGAAAUUGACCCGAUUAAUAAUGAAACCACAAUAACUGAUGAGAAAAACUCGGUUACAUUUUCUUCGCCCUGCUUAUCUUCAAUGACACAACCAAUAGAAAAUGAUACAAGUACAAUGGCAUUUUCUAAAUUUGAUGAAGACAAAGAAUCAAAAAUAUUUCAAAUAAAUAAACAAACUUGUAGUACACCUGCAAAAAAAAAUGAAGAAACCAAAUUAAGUAUUGAAUCAGUACCACAAUUUAGUCCAAAAAAUAUUCAUAAUCUAAUUUCUGGUGAUCAGACUGAAUACCAACAAAUACCAGAAGCAACCUCACUUGACUCUAUGCCAGGAUUGUCAAAAGAAGAUAGGAUAAAGGAUAAUUCAGUUAUUAUUGAUACUAGUGAAUUAGCAGAUACACUUUUAAAUGACCAAAUUUUGUUGGAAAAAAUUGCAGAUACUAUAAAUAAAUCUUUCGAGGCUCAAAAAGAAACUGACAAUGUUCUUGAAAGUAAAGUCUUGGAUCCUUCUACGCUUGAAAAAGCAUUAGACUCUACUCAGUCUGAUCCACAUAUUAAAAACAUACUGAAUGAGUUUUUAGUUUUUAAUGUUGAUAAUGCUGAUAUUGAUAAAAAAGCAUGUAAUGAUGAUCAACAAGACUCAAUCAAAUCUCGUUUACGUAGUGCCAGAAAAAAAGAUGAUGUACCAAGCAAACUAAAAAAGAAUAAUUCUAAUAUUCCAAAACAUAUUGUUUAUGGUAAUGAAGAGUGUAUGAAAGUUGAUAAUAAUAUUGUACUAAUACAUGAAGGUAAUAUCAGAUCAACCGUUUUUGAUAAUUAUGAUUUAUUAUCAAAUCAAUUAGUUUUACAAUCAAGCGAUUCAUAUAACUUUGACUCAUCUAAAAUAGAACCAGGAGAAGAUUAUUUAGCUAAAGCUGACUAUGUAAAAAUUGCUCCAAAAAUAACUCCCAUGUUAAAAACUCACCAAGCUCCUGAAAAAAUUAUAUUUCCAAAACGAAGAAGACAGUCAUUAGAAGUUCCUGGUAUAAGAAGCAAAUUUAGGAGAACAAAUAUUACUAGACAAUCACCUGUUCAGAAUCCUAAAUCUAUUAUUAUUGAAGUUCCUAAUCAAAAUUCAUUCGAAACUCAAGAAAAAAAUCAUAACAAUAUUAAUGAUAUUAUCAGAUUACCUGAAGCUUCAUCUAAAAUUGAUGAUGUAAUUGUUCAUGAUACACCAGAUGAUAGAUUAAAACCUCCAAAAAAUAAAAGUAUGAGUACACCUCGUAGAAGAAGCACUCAUAUAAGAUGUUUAGAUUUUAGUACUCCGCAGCCUAAAAGUAUGACUCAAACUGAAGCUCGUUCAAAACUUUUCUGUGAUACCCCAAAAAGACUUGAAAAAUGUUUGGAAGAACCUUCAUCUAGUCCUUUACCAAAACUUCAAGCUGAUUGGGGUUCAGUUAAUGGAUUUGAAUCAAUGAUUAAAAAAGAUAGUAUUAAACAUUGGGAUUCAGAUAUUAGAGAAAUGGUGGGGGCUGGAAUUUUAACAUCAGAUGCUGAUGGAAGAAAAACAAGAAAAAAGAAAACGCCAAGAAAAAAAAUUAAACCAGCCAACACGCAAAAUAAUUCAGUUAUACUUGAAGAAGAAAAUAAAUCAAGUAAUAAUUUAACUACAGAAAAAAAUGAAUUACAUGCCAAUAUAUCAAAUAUUUCUGAAAGCUUAUAUGAUGGUUUAAAUGUGCAAGAUUCUAAAAAGCCAUUGUCAGAUAAUCAAAAGCCAUUAAAGGAGCAGAUAGAAUUUCCUAUUUCAAAAAAUGUUGCUGAAGAAUUUAAACAAACUUUAAUUAAAUCUGAUUCUUUGGAUAAUACAAAUGAUCAAAACUUAUUGAGAAAUCAGAAUGAAUUUCCUAUUUCAUUAGAAACGCCAGAUAAAAUAACAGAAUUAUUUAAUCAGCAACCGCAAACUAUAUCUGAAUCUUUGAGAAGCAUCAAUGAUAAAAAAUCAAUUGAAAAACCAAGUGAAUUUUCUAUCUCUUUAGAAACUCCAGAUAAAACUACAGAAUUUUAUACUGAACAACCAUCAUUUAAAUCUAAUCUUUCAAAAAAUGAUAAUAAUGAAAAAUCAUUGAACAAAGAAAAUGAAUUUAUGAUUUCCUUAGAAACUCCAGAUAAAAUAACCGAAUUUAACAAUAAGCAACUGUCUGUUAAAUCUGAUUCUUCAAAAAGCCAAAAUGCAACUCAAAUUAACCUGGAACAGUCUCAAACUAAUGAACAGAAAAAUAAUCAAAAUCAAUUAAUUAACUCUUCUAUUUUAAAUACCACACCAGAAAUGACACAUCAGGAAAAGGAUUCUAACUUUUUAAAAACAGUUAAUAAUCAUAGUUAUUUAUUAUCAAACAAUAAGUCAAAUGAACCAAUUAAACAUUUAAAUGUACAAGGUUUAUUUAAUCAAACUGAUACAAAUAAUUCAAGUGAAUUAAAUAGUCCAGUAAAAUGUAUUAACAUUGAACCAGUUAAACCCAAACUAGUUGAAACCCCAUAUAAGUGUGAUGAUGCUGCUGUUGAUGUGCCUGAAACUCCUGUUUCGAAAAUGAUACGUGAAUUGGAUCCAAGUAAAAUGGUCACACCAUUGCCGUGUACACCAGAACAUUAUGAAGAUUCAUUGACAGAAACACCUUUGACCAAGGUAUUCAGAGAAACGUCAUAUUUAAAUAGACCUCCAAUUUCACCAUUUCCCCCUACUCCAGGAAAUUCAAUGUCCAUUGAUACUUUAAUAGUACCACCAGAACAAGAUAAUAUUAAAAUUUUAAAUAAUACAAAUUUUAAAACAAACAGUUUGAAAGAAUUUUCAACACAACCUAUUCAAACUACUUCUAGUUGUGAAUCAUCAACCAAUAUAAAGAAAGAUAAAGUUGGAUGUACACCCUUAAAGUCUAAAUUAAAAAUCCCAAAUAAAUCUAAAAUAAAAAAAGGAUCAAAAAUAAAAGAUAUUGAAGCAAAAAAGAAACAAGUAUAUGAGUCUGUUAAAAUUGAACUAUUUGGGAGUGAAUUAUCAACAAGUCCAGAAACAAACGAUUUAUCAAAAACUAAUGAACAGCGCAAGACUAUAGUUAUUAACAAAAAACCUCAAACAGAGGAGAAAAAAUCUGGUUUUAAACCAAUACCUAAACGAAAAUCAAUUGAAUCUACAUCUAUUGUAAAUGUUAAUGGCAAUGAAAAUCAUUUGUCAAAUGAAUUAAACAAGCAACCUAUUAAGACUUCAUUUAUUAAGCCAAUAAUAGCACAAUGCAAGAAUAAUAAUGAUAACAUACCAGAAAAAAUAAAGAAAACAAUUUCAAAAAAAAAUAAAAAGUCUAUGGUACAUUUUGAUGACCCAGUUGAAAAAUUCUUUAAAUUAUCUAAAAGUCCAACACUGGAUAAAUCCAACAACAAAAAUACUGAUAAAAUACAAACCAAAACCAUGAUUAAUGACAACUCUGAAUCGUUGAUUGGGUUAAGUAAGCAUUUGAAUAAAACUUCUCCUGCAAUUUAUGACUCUAGUCCAAAAGAAAAAAAAAUCAAAAUAGAAUCCAUGGUAAAGACUUCUAAACUAAAUAAUAGUGAUUCUAAUAUUAAUUAUUCAGAAAUGUAUAAUUCAGAUAAAUCCAGUAAGAAUAUAUCAACAAGUUAUGGUAGUAAUGAAACAAAAACUAAUGAAAUGAACAAUCAAAAUAUUAAAUUAUCUAAGAACUGCAUAACAGACGUAAAUAAAGAGUCUAAUAAAAAACAAAAAAAUACAGCUCAUAAUAAAUCCAUUGAACAGUUAGAUUUAGUUCAAACUAUGCCUAUGGAUAAUAACACAUCUAAUCCAAGUUGUGUUUCUGAAAAUAAAAUUAAUACUAGUCUUGACAAAUCUGAAUCUUCUAUUGUUAACUACAAUAGUAGUGUUAAUAAUACUUCCUGUGUUACUUUUACACAUGAUGAUAAAUUAGAAGUUCAGAUAAACAAGGCCUGUGAUCCACUAAGCAAUAUGGAAUAUUUAAAAAAGCCAAAAGUAUAUGAAGUUAUUACCGAAGAUGGUGAACACGAGUUGGUGUAUUUAAAUGCAUCAGAAACAUUCACUUUUCUUGAUAUACCCUCAGAAUUAAACAAUACACAAUUAUCUGAUCCAAUUGCAUCACCAUCAUUAACAACAAACAAAAUGUUGGACAUUACUCCAAAAAUGGAAUGCGGUGAAUUGGAAAAUGAUGUACUCAUACCAGUGACUAGUACUCCUAAAGAUGAUAUUGAGAUAAAAAAUGAAAAAAAUGAUAGAACUAGAAGAAGCCCCUCUUUUUGGGAUGAUUCUGUUUACAAUUACCCAAUAAAACACAGAGAUGACAGACAUAGAGAUAUAAACCGUCGGCAAAAUAAGACCCAUCAUAAAUAUGAUAAAAAAUAUAGGUCAACCAAAUCUAGAUACUAUGAUGAACGUUUACAAUUUGAUAGUCGAAACCAUAUUCAAAGAAGUCAUCAUCAAAGUGUGAAAAGAGAGUUUUGGGAAGAUUCAGUAAAAGAUAAACAUAGAUUUAAGCAUAAAGAUGAAAAGAGACGGAGUUAUCAUGAUAAUAGUAAAGGAAGAAAUUGGCUUGAAGAAAAUGAACGAUUUUCAAUUCCACAAAGAAUGUCACAAAAUGAUUUACAAAAGUUAAAUAGAUCAGAAGAUAUUGUUAAAAAAGCUACUAAAAGGACUGCAGAUCGAACAGUAUAUAAUAAGACUCCAGCUAAGGUUUCCAAAGUUGAACAUCAACGAUUGCUGAAAAACGUAGAUGUUGAUGAUUUUUUGUCUGUUGUACACGGUCAAAAAUAAAUUACAUAAACUGAUACUGUUUAAUACAGUAGAUACUAAUUAUUGUAUACAUAUUAAAUUAAUGUUAUAUUUUUAUAUUUGCCCUAUAAAGUA